Diuraphis noxia (Russian wheat aphid) is the source of this 1511-nucleotide messenger RNA. RefSeq lists its product as uncharacterized. Gene Ontology annotation, biological process: protein O-linked glycosylation. Lineage: Eukaryota; Metazoa; Arthropoda; Insecta; Hemiptera; Aphididae. The record is from RefSeq and is a predicted model, not a curated record. Gene Ontology annotation, molecular function: protein binding; protein O-acetylglucosaminyltransferase activity.
UUAAGUCUAAACCCCAAAUUAUAUAAAGUACGUAAUGCAUUUGGAAAAUUGCUAUUAAAAUUAAACAAAAUAAAAUAUGCUAAAAAGCAAUUUAAGAUUGCCCUCGAAAGUGCAACAGAAUGUCCAGAAACUUUAAGUWAUUUAGGAGAUCUUAAUUAUAUGAACUGUAAAUUUGAAAAAGCUAUUUCUAACUAUGAAAAAGCUUUAGAAAUUAAUUCUGAUCUAAAGGAUACUCAUAUUAGUUUGGGAAUGGCUUAUCUAAAAGUUAAAGAGUUACCAAAAGCAGUUGAUGAAUUUCUAAAAGCACUAGAUUUAGAAUCAGAAAAUGUGUUUGUUUUAAGAAAUUUAGCAGUUACAUACUGUUAUCAAGAAAAUAUGAUAAUGUCUGUGGAAGUAUUCAAAAAGUGCUUAAAACUUCAACCUGAAAACUUUGAUUUUAAUUUAGAUUUGGCUUUGAUAUAUUUGCACAACCUUAAAAAUUAUCAAGAAGCUAUAAUAUAUUUUAAAAAAUGUAUCCAGCUAAAUCCAGAAAGGAAAGACCUUUACAAGAAUCUCUUUACUGCAUACUGGAAGUCUAAUGAUCAUCUAAAUGCGUCUGUUACUUGUAUGUCAUUGGGUGAAUUAUAUUUAGAAAAUGAUGAUCAAGAAAAUGCAAGAAACGCAUUUACUUGCGCAAUUCUUUGGAAUCCUGAGAAUGCAUAUGGUCAUUGGAAAGUGGGCUUGACUAUGUAUAAUCUAGGCCAUUUUGAAUUGGCUUUAAUCAGAUAUAAAAAAGCUAUUGAAUUGAAACCUAAUUUGGUGAACGUAUAUUGUGAUAUUGCCAUAAUAUAUGAAGAAAAAGGUCUUUCUGAAAGGGCCAUGGAAUAUUAUAAAAUGGCAAUUCAAUUAGAACCAGAUCAUCUGAAUACUUUGUACAAUUUAACAUAUUUGAAACAGAAAUUAGAUCAGAUCGAUGACGAAAUUGUCGACAUCUAUCAAAGAAUAUUACAAAUUGAUGAAUCGGAGGCUUUUGAUUUACAUAMAAAUUUAGCAGAUAUUUUUAAGACAAAAGGAAAUUUUACUGAUGCUCUCAUGCAUUAUGAAAAAGCUUUGGAAUAUGACAAUACAUGUGUAAAAAUUUAUAUGCAUAUGGGAAAUAUAUAUUCAGACUUAAACAAAAGUGAAGAUGCAAUAUGUUGUUUUAAUAAGGCAAUUGAACAUGAUCACAGUGCUUAGAAGCUUAUAUUUAAGUUGAAUAUCUCUGACCACCAUAACGAUUUGUCAUUGGUAGCUGAAAUUUAUCGAUGCUGCUAAAGUUAUAAAUUAUGAUGGAAUCCAUAUUAUAUUGGUUGACAUGAGUGCUUGUACAAAUGGUGUCUAAACUGAAAUAUUUGCUUUAAAACUGACUCAAAUUCAAGUUUCAUGGCUUGGUUACUUAAUACCAGUUCUGUAAAAUUCAUGGAUUACUUCAUUACAAAUGCAUCUUAUAAAAUAUUAGAAUAAAUAGUUGUUAUUUAAAAAUGCAUAGUCAA